UGAAAAAAAAAAAAAAAAAAGUCGUUCGUUCUAUCUCCAUCCCCAAAUCUACCUUCGCCGGAAAUACAAAUUGACGGCUAAUCGUCGACCGGCGGUUAUUGAUCGGAAAACAUGUCAAUAUCUAAGGCAGGAAGGAUUUUAUGCAGGACCUUUUCUUCGCUCUCUGUAAAUCCCUUACGUGUUUGUAUUGUCGGCAGUGGACCGGCUGGAUUUUACUCAGCUGAGAAGAUGAUGAAAGCGAAUAAGGAAGCUGAAGUUGAUAUAAUUGAUAGAUUGCCCACUCCAUACGGACUGGUCCGUUCAGGUGUAGCACCUGAUCAUCCGGAAACAAAGAUUGUGAUGAAUCAAUAUGGUCGUGUUGCGAAAAAUGAUAGAUGUUCUUUCUUUGGAAAUGUAUCAUUGGGAUCUUCUGUUUCUUUAUCUGAGCUCAGGGAAUUAUAUCAUGUGGUUAUCCUAGCGUACGGAGCUGAAAGUGAUAGAAAUCUUGGUAUCAAUGGAGAAGAUUUGUCGGGGAUUCACUCAGCAAGAGAAUUUGUUUGGUGGUAUAAUGGACAUCCCGAUGGGCAUGAUCUUGCUCCAGAUUUACAGAGUUCUGAUACAGCUGUUAUUCUUGGGCAGGGUAAUGUAGCUCUUGAUGUUGCCCGCAUACUAUUAAGACCAACUGCUGAAUUGUCAAGAACAGAUAUUUCCAGUCAUGCCCUAGCUGCCUUGGAGAAGAGUAGUAUAAAGAAGGUAUACUUGGUUGGAAGACGUGGACCUGUACAAGCAGCUUGCACUGCAAAAGAGUUACGAGAAAUCCUUGGUAUUAAAGAUUUGCAUGUUCACAUCCAAGAAGCUGAUCUAGUAAAAACUCCCAUUGAUGAGGAAGAGCUAAAGAACAACCGGAUUAAAAGAAGGAUCUAUGACUUGCUCUCUAAGGCGGCUACAGAAUCUUCCAAGCAAACAACUGGUCAACAGGAACUUCACUUUGUUUUCUUCCGAAAACCGCACAGUUUUCUAGAAUCUGAUAAUAAAAGAGGACUUGUUGCUGGUGUGCAUCUUGAAAAGACAAUUCUUAAAGAGGAUGAAGACACAAGGAAACAGUUUGCGGUUGGUACUGGGCAGUUUGAAGAUCUUGAAAGUGGAUUAGUAUUAAAGAGCAUUGGUUAUAAAUCUGUUCCUGUUGAUGGGAUACCUUUUGACUACAACAAAGGCAUUAUACCGAAUGUUGGAGGCCGUGUUUUGAGUCAUACAUCCUCGGGUGGGGAUUUGGCAGCAGUAGAAGAAGGUGUUUACGUGAGUGGGUGGUUGAAACGCGGCCCAACGGGGAUCAUUGCUACUAACCUUUACUGUGCUGAAGAAACAAUUGCAAGCAUAAGUGAAGACAUUGAGAAUGGUAGAUUGGGAUCUUUGUGUAGACAAACUAAGCCAGGGAGGGAAGGGCUUGGUCGGUUAUUAGAUCGCAGGAAUGUCAAAGUGAUACCGUUUAGUGCCUGGGAAAAGAUUGAUGCCGAAGAAACGAGGCUCGGGAUUUUGAAAAACAAACCUAGAGUUAAAUUCACCACAUGGGAAGACCUUCUUCAAGUUGCCUUGCAUUGAUUGAUCAUCAUUAUUUAUAACAAU
Impatiens glandulifera is the source of this 1602-nucleotide messenger RNA. RefSeq names its product NADPH:adrenodoxin oxidoreductase, mitochondrial. NCBI's taxonomy places the organism in Eukaryota, Viridiplantae, Streptophyta, Magnoliopsida, Ericales, Balsaminaceae. Gene Ontology annotation, molecular function: oxidoreductase activity. The record is from RefSeq and is a predicted model, not a curated record. The transcript is spliced from 13 exons. The coding region runs from base 112 to 1578 and encodes 488 amino acids.